AUGCCAUCGCCUAAAUCAAAGAGUAGUAAACGUUCUCCAAAAGGAUCACCAAAAAAAUCACCACAGAAGAAAACUUCACCAAAAAAUUUAAAAUCAGGUAUUAAAGAAUUACAAGAAGAUUAUGCACAGUGUGAACCAAAUGCAACGUGUUAUUUAUGCUUAAAAAAAUUUAAAGAUCCAGCUGCAGUUCAAGCUCAUAUUAUUCUUAUGGAUCAUUUUCCACCAUAUACCAAUGAAUUACAACAAUGUCGAGCGUGUCGUUCAACUAUUAUGGUAAAAGAUACUGAAACGCAUAAGUGUGCUGUCAUGAAAGCGAUAUACAUACGUUUUAUGUCAGGUUCAUCUAAUCUUUUCUAUGGACCACCGUAUCGAUGUCUUUAUUGUCGUAGUAAACCAAUGGGUUCGCGAAUUGAACUAGUCAUACAUUUACUUUGUUAUCAUCGCCCGAAUAAAUCGACUGGACGAUGUGGAAUGUGUAAUUUCACCUAUGAUGAACCUUCACAACCACCUCCACCAAAUCUACCAAAUUUACCAGCAAAUGCAACUGAAGAACAAAAGCGUGCACAUGAAAAAGAGUUAAGGACACUGAAAGAAAUUCAAAUGUGUGAACCAUCAAAUGUAGAUUCUCAAGGAUUAGCUAAUCUGAAUGCGCAUAUUCUAUACGAUCAUGUCCCGGCUUAUAUGUUAUGGAGUCGAAGAAAUAUUUUAGAAGAUACUUUCUUGCGUUAUCCAUAUGCUUGUCCACUGUGUAGUUAUUUAAUAAACUCCAAUUAUGAAUUACACGCGCAUGUUUUAUGCGCUCAUGGCAAUCCAACGACAAUACAAAAUGAACUGAAAAUAUGCGCAAUGUGUGGUGUAUCUGCUGGGACAGAUGAUGGCCUGAAUAAACAUAUUGCAGCGCACACGGAUCCGAUUAAACGACUAGGUAAUAUUUGGAUAAAACGUGAAUUGUUAAUGAAUUACACCGAUCCAGGAUCUGUUUGUAUUUAUUGUUGGGAGAAUUUUAAGCAUGAUUUUCAACUACAAGCACAUCUACUAGUUGCACACAACACAAAAAACUCUCUACAAUGUGGUUGGUGUAAAAUAGACUUUCUGUCGUAUUCAGAUCCGGUGUUAGCAUUUAUGAUGCUACAGAAUCAUGAAUUAAAUCAUGGUCGUACAUUACAUGAAGUUGCACUAGGCUUGAAUAUGACUUAUGAGCCUUUAAAAGAUCUACUACCUGAAGUAUUUGAUAAACAGAUAUUAGUCAAUGCGAGAAUGGGUAUUACUGGUGCAAGACCUGAUUCUCCUGGUCGUAAGGGUAAAAAAUCACCGAAAUCAAAGUCACCUCCAAAGUCAAAGUCACCGAAAUCGAAAUCACCUCCGAAGUCAAAGUCACCGAAAAGUGGUUCAAAGAAGAAAUAA
Molecule: messenger RNA, 1404 nt
Organism: Trichobilharzia regenti
Lineage: Eukaryota; Metazoa; Platyhelminthes; Trematoda; Strigeidida; Schistosomatidae
Source: the annotation of a GenBank genome assembly